This is a messenger RNA of Neomonachus schauinslandi (Hawaiian monk seal), 2535 nucleotides long. Its product is annotated as C-type lectin domain family 18 member A-like. The record is from RefSeq and is a predicted model, not a curated record. NCBI's taxonomy places the organism in Eukaryota, Metazoa, Chordata, Mammalia, Carnivora, Phocidae. The transcript is spliced from 15 exons.
AUGCACUUGAAGAUGCCCGAAUCUAAUCUCAGUGUCCUUCACAUCGGUCCCGAGUGGUCGCACAUCACGAAGUCGGCUCACUGCCCUGGGCCUACACUCUUCCCGGGAACUCGGCCGCCGCACUCCGCAGCAGUCUUACAAGUGAGGGAAGCACAGGCGGACCGCACGUCUCCAGGCGGGAAAGCAACUGCACCCGCAGUGGAGGAAGACCGGGCGAGACCGGCCUCAUGCGCGCUAGAGGCUUGCCCGAGGCCGGGAGCCCGAAGCGAGGUCACCCCGGCCGUUCUGGACGUCGGGCUGAGCCGGCGGACGCCCCCUGAGGAGCCGGUGCGCAGACCCCGGGCCAGCCGGGCACGGGUGUCCGAGGCCCGGACCACCUCGGCCGGACGGAGCGCAGCCGCGGACAGGCUGAGAGAGAUGAGGCGGACCCUUCUCGGCCCGGGCCGCCGCAGUCCCCAGGCGACUCGGCGCAAGCGACGCGAAACGAGGGGCGGACGGGACCACCCCCGAGGGAGACCAGAGCGGAAAGGGGGACGCGGAGACGCGCGCGGAGGGGAGGCCAGAGCGGCCCCGCACCUGUCUUCCUUACCUCACGGGCCCCCGCGGGCUCCGCGGUCAGCAGCACCCGGGAGGCAGCGGGGCAGCAGCCACAACAGUUGCGGGGGGUCCCGGCGCCAGAACGCGGGGAACGGGGCAGGGAAAGGGGCGGGGCGGAGGGAGCAAAAAGUUCCGGGGAAAGCCGGCGACCGCGACCUUCCGCGCUUUACGGCCCCCACAAGGGUACGCCGGCGCGAGAUCGCCCCGGCGCACGCGCGCGCCGUGACGUCCCCACGGCGGCCCCGCCCCUGCCACGUGGGGCUUGUUUGGGUCUCGCCAGGCCCCUCCCCGGGCCUCUGGGCGGCAGCUGGGGUGGUCCGGGGCGGUCUUGGAGCUCGGGCCGCCGACCCGGUUGACCUCUGCAGGUGCAGCCCUAGCCCAUUCCCCUACAAACCCAACCCCCCAGGGCCCCCACCCACCGGUGGUACCUGCCUGAAGCUGCCGGUGGGCCUGAAGGACACUGUUCCAGCCAGGUUGUCUGCCAGUCCAGCCUGCCUCCUUGAGAUUGUGAGUAGUUCUGUCUAGCCUGGGAAGCAAGCUGGACGGCUGAGCCAGGCCACACCCGGAGCGCCCAACAGGCCCAUGCUGUGGCCAGAGCCCUCCGCCAGGCUGGGGGGCCACCGGCCCGGCCUCCUGCCCGUGCUCCUGGCCCUCCUUGGCAUGGCCUGGACAGAGGCGCGGCUACUCCCGCUGCAGGAGGAUCAGGCUCCAACUCCUGGAGCCCUGAGCAGUAAGGAGGCGUUCCUGCUCCUCUCCGUACAUAACCGUCUGCGCAGCCGGGUGCACCCCCCCGCAGGCAACAUGCAGAGAAUGGACUGGAGUGACAGCCUGGCCCGAUGGGCUCAGGCCAGGGCGGCCGUCUGCGGUGCCCCAGCCCGGAACCCCGCGUCAGCACCUCGGGCCCUGAAGCAGGUGGGCUGGAACGUGCAGCUGCUGCCCGCGGGCUCGGCGUCUUUCGUCGGCGUGGUGGGCCUGUGGUUCGCAGAGGGGGGUUGGUACAGCCACGCGGCAGCCGAGUGUGCCCGCAACACCACCUGCGCCCACUACACUCAGCUCGUGUGGGCCACGUCGAGCCAGCUGGGCUGUGGGCGGCAUCGGUGCUCUGGGGCCCAGGCAGAGAUGGAAGCCUUCGUCUGCGCCUACUCUCCCGGAGGCAACUGGGAGGUAAACGGGAAGACCAUCGUCCCCUACAAGAAGGGCUCCUGGUGUUCGCUCUGCACGGCCAGUGUCUCCGGCUGCUUCAAAGCCUGGGACCAUGCAGGGGGGCUCUGUGAGGUCCCCAGAAACCCAUGUCGCAUGAGCUGCCGGAACCGUGGCCAUCUCAACAUCAGCACCUGCCACUGCCAUUGUCCCCCCGGCUACACAGGCAGAUACUGCCAAGUGCGGUGCAGCGUGCAGUGCGUGCAUGGCCGGUUCCGGGAGGAGGAGUGUUCCUGCGUCUGUGAUGUCGGCUAUGCGGGAGCCCAGUGUGCCACCAAGGUGCACUUUCCCUUCCACACUUGUGACCUGAGGAUCGACGGAGACUGCUUCCUGGUGUCUUCGGAGGCAGACACCUACUAUGGAGCCAAGAUGAAAUGCCAGGGAAAGGGCGGGGUGCUAGCGCAGAUCGAGAGCCAGAAAGUGCAGGACAUCCUCGCCUUCUACCUGGGCCGCCUGGAGACCACCAACGAGGUGCCUGACAGCGACUUUGAGACCAGGAACUUCUGGAUCGGGCUCACCUACAAGACCACCAAGGACUCCUUCCGCUGGACCACGGGGGAGCACCAGUCCUUCACCAGUUUUGCUUUUGGGCAGCCUGACAACCAGGGGUUUGGCAACUGUGUGGAGUUACAGGCGUCUGCCGCCUUCAACUGGAACGACCAGCGCUGCAAAACCCGAAACCGUUACAUCUGCCAGUUUGCUGAGGAGCACAUUUCCCGGUGGGACCCGGGACCCUGA